Molecule: messenger RNA, 2821 nt
Organism: Fukomys damarensis (Damara mole-rat)
Lineage: Eukaryota; Metazoa; Chordata; Mammalia; Rodentia; Bathyergidae
Gene: Mmaa
Product: metabolism of cobalamin associated A
Exons: 7
Coding region: 340-1602 (420 amino acids)
Cellular component (GO): cytoplasm
Molecular function (GO): GTP binding; GTPase activity
Source: RefSeq, a predicted model, not a curated record
GGAUUGGGGGAGGGGAGGCAAACGAGAAUAUUAGCGAAUUGGAACUUGUUGCAUGGGUCGCGAUGUCGUUGGGCAGACAUGGAUCGGCAGAUGGAUUCAAAGUGAAAAUUCAUUUUUUUCUUAUAAAACAAAGGCCUUGUAAAUGUUUGAAAAUUCUCUUCCUCUUGGGCAGGUUUGUGACCUUGCCUUCCCGCCACAAGGAGAUCGCUUUAGCAAGGGGCGUCCAUCGUCACCAAGGGGCUGAACUUGUCGGUUCACCUGGGGUCAGGUGGAAGCAAGGGAGGUCACAAGUCACACUGAGUCCAAAAACACCCAGGGUUUUCUUCAUUUGCAAACAAAAUGAAUAUUCCCAUGUUGCUGCUGCGUCCUCACCAGCAUUUCCUAAAAGGCCUUUUCAGGAUACCCUUCCAUCAUUACCACUUCCUGUUUCAUGCAAGUACUCAUCUCGGAUCAGGGAUCCUGUGUGCUCAGCCAUUUAAGUCUCUUGGACUCCAUUGUGCAAAAUGGAUGCUGCCGCCAAAUGGUUUAAGGAGAAAAUUUUGUGUCCAAGCAACCUUUCAGGACCACACAGAAGGACUUUCUGAUAAAGAACAAAGAUUUGUAGAUAAACUUUAUAUUGGUUUAAUCCGAGGGCAAAGGGCCUGCUUAGCGGAGGCCAUAACUCUCGUAGAAUCAACUCACAACAGGAAAAAGGAAUUAGCCCAGGUGCUUCUUCAGAAAGUAUUAAGCCACCACCGAGAACAAGAGCAGCGAAAUAAAGGAAAGCCACUAGCAUUUCGAGUGGGAUUGUCUGGGCCCCCUGGUGCUGGAAAAUCAACAUUUAUAGAGUAUUUUGGAAAAAUGCUUACUGAGAGAGGGCACAAAUUAUCUGUGCUAGCCGUGGACCCUUCUUCCUGCACUACUGGUGGGUCACUGUUAGGUGAUAAGACCAGAAUGACUGAGUUAUCAAGAGACAUGAAUGCAUACAUCAGGCCAUCUCCUACCAGUGGGACUCUCGGAGGUGUGACAAGGACCACAAAUGAAGCCAUCCUGUUAUGUGAAGGAGGGGGAUAUGACAUCAUUCUUAUUGAAACUGUAGGUGUGGGCCAAUCAGAGUUUGCUGUUGCUGACAUGGUUGACAUGUUUGUUUUACUACUGCCUCCAGCAGGAGGAGAUGAGUUGCAGGGUAUCAAAAGGGGUAUAAUUGAGAUGGCAGAUCUGGUAGCUAUAACUAAAUCUGAUGGAGACCUGAUUGUGCCAGCUCGAAGGAUACAAGCAGAGUAUGUGAGUGCACUGAAAUUACUUCGCAAGCGCUCAGAAGUCUGGAGACCAAAGGUGAUUCGUAUAUCUGCCAAAACUGGAGAGGGGAUCACUGAAAUGUGGGAUAAAAUGAAAGAAUUCCAGGACCUAAUGCUUGGCAGUGGGGAGCUGACUGCCAGGCGACGGAAGCAGCAGAAAGUUUGGAUGUGGAAUCUCAUCCAGGAAAACGUGUUAGAGCACUUCAAGACCCACCCCACAGUCCGGGAACAGAUUCCUGUUCUGGAAAAAAAGGUUCUCAGUGGGGCCCUGUCCCCAGGACUAGCAGCAGACUUGUUAUUGAAAGCUUUUAAAAGCAGAGACUAAUAAAAUUUGUCAACUAUUUUACAUAUUGUAUCAUAAAUGUUUUAACAUCCAAAAAUUCACUUGUGUAUUUAUGUUAUAACUCUUCGAAAGUGCCUUGACUUGUGAACCAUGCUUAAAAACUUGAUGGCAGUUGGACUUAGGUGGCAAGGUUAGGCAGUCAUGCAGAGUUUGCAAGGAACCUGUUGUAUGUUACUGACUUCUGUUUCCUUUGUUCUUACACCCUCACAUAGUGGCCUGUAGGAUUAUUUUUUCUCAUGAGUCAGAAGCAGAGAAAAAAAUGAGAGAAAACAUAUGAAUCAUAAAGUGUUUGCUUUGAUUCUGUCUUCCCUGGGUUUCUAGGGAAAAUGUAAGCAAGAGUGACCACGUUUUUGUAGUCUUACUUGAAACUGGAACAAUACACAGUGGGUUUCUAAGAGUUGAAAAUGUACCAAUUUCAUUAUAUCUGAAAUGGCCAUGUACACUAGAGGCAAGAAUAGCUGGAAUGUUGAAAUGAUGUGCAUACAGCGUUCAAAUCUACUGGCCUGAAUGUGCAGACCAUUACCCCAUGACAGGCAGAAAAGUCAAAAAGGAACAAGGAAAAGCAUCUGCAGAUGUGGGCCUGUAACCGCCAAGAGCUUGAGUAAAGUGCUGAGACAUCCUGUGAGCUAAGGAUGAUUCAGGGUUAUUCAGUUUGAAGGUUAUAAAGCAUUUGGUUCUCUUCUUCCUUGGCCAUAUCACUCUCUAUUAGCAUUUCAAAGAAGUAUAUUUUUUUUAUGGUAAAUAACAUGUUUUGUUAUAUUGAAGAAGAGAUUGGUUUCUAGAGAUGGACUCUGGGUUUAAACUCAAACCAGAUCUACCAUUACACUUGUAACCUUUCUAGGUUUCUGUUUCUGACCUGGUAAAUGGAAUUGGCAUAUAACUUUAGAGUUAGUGAGAAAGUAAUGAGGUGACACAGGAAAUCAUUUAUCGUCGUGGUGGUAUAAAGGGAAUACUCAAAUGCUGCUCAUUACCAUGAUUUCGUUUAAAGUUGUGGGUACCCAAAGCUGCAUAGGCCUUGUAUAUAAUCCAAAUUUGGGCCCAUGAUCUUAUUACUACCAUCAUGCUCUUGUGAUAUUUUAUGAUCAUCUUCAAAGCACUAUUCUAGUUAAUUAGAAUAGUUAAUUUUUUUAAUAAGUCUUGGACCGUUUGAUGGUAGUUGUAACUAUGUGCAUUUGAAUAAAUGGUUUUUACUACUAAAAUU